CCACAUGAAUGCUGUGCAUAGCAUGAUUUACAGCAACAAAAAGAAGAAGCCAACUCUUCCGGAUACUGAGCCUCUGUUCUUGAUUGAUAACGAUAUUGGGAAGCAUUUGAUGGAGUUUAGCAAGAGAGACCUCAAGUACGACAAAGAUUCUCUUGAUGCUUUUCUCGGGAUACUCAACGUCUACAUAGAAAUCAUGGAUGUGUUCACUAGCUGGGAAACCCGCUUAACCCAAGGAACGGGUGUAUGAUCAAUGCUUGGUACCACCUCAAGCCUGGUACCAGAAAGUUUGAUUUCCCUAGCUGGUCAUGGACUGGUUGGAAGGGAGCAAUCAAGAUGACAAGCUAUCAAAACCCGGAUCCCGAACUUCGACUAGUCACCACAGCCGGAGACUCAAUCCCACUCGACGAAUACAUAGAAGAAUUUGAUGCGAACUAUCCACCAGAUGUGAAACCCGUUAUCGAAAGGGACGUUACUUACUUUCUCCUUCCGCCGCGCACACUCGGUGCAAGCGAAGCGAGUAGAGGCCUUCUUCUGGAUAGGGUUCAUGGUGUAGGCUCUGAUUGGGGCUGCAGGUAUGGCCAUUUUCAAUGACUCAAGAUGUCAAGGAAGAUACGUGCCUCGCCAACGUUUGUCAACGUUCGCCAACACGAACGAUGUGGACAAGAGACGGUGGAACAGUGGCCAUGGGAGGCUUGGGAAUCGUUGGCAAAUUUAAUAGGGGACUAAACGAAAGAUGUCACGAGGACACGCUCACGUCAGCUCUGGCCAUCUCUUCACGUGGAUCCUAUCAGCCCUAGCCCCUGGGGCCCCUGGCAUUUAGUCCCUGGCUCGACAGAUGACCUUGCUGUGGCAAAAGACCUUCCUUUUUUUUUUUUUUUUUUUUUUUUUU
Fusarium redolens is the source of this 889-nucleotide messenger RNA. RefSeq lists its product as uncharacterized. NCBI's taxonomy places the organism in Eukaryota, Fungi, Ascomycota, Sordariomycetes, Hypocreales, Nectriaceae. The record is from RefSeq and is a predicted model, not a curated record. The coding region runs from base 244 to 591 and encodes 115 amino acids. The transcript has a single exon.